Molecule: messenger RNA, 822 nt
Organism: Chenopodium quinoa (quinoa)
Lineage: Eukaryota; Viridiplantae; Streptophyta; Magnoliopsida; Caryophyllales; Amaranthaceae
Exons: 1
Coding region: 1-822 (273 amino acids)
Molecular function (GO): nucleic acid binding; zinc ion binding
Source: RefSeq, a predicted model, not a curated record
AUGGUUGAAGAUCCCAAAGAAUUAUGGGAUUGCCUUAAUGAAAGAUUUGGACACCACAAAAGGGUGCUCCUUUCUAAGGAAUUAUUUGACUGGACAAAUUUACGGUUCCAGAAUUUCAAAUCUGUAAUUGAUUACAAUUCAACCAUACAUGAGAUAGUAUCUAUAUUGAGAUACUGUGAUCAUCCAGUCACCAAUGAACAGAUGAUUGAAAAAACACUCACUACUUUUCAUGCAAGUAACAUACUGUUGCAAGAACAAUAUCGUGAAAGAGGUUUCAAAAGGUUUAAUGAAUUAAUGAGUGUAUUGCUUGUUGUGAAACAAAAUAGUUAUCUUUUGUUGAAAAAUCAUAAUCUUAGACCAACUGGGUCUUUGGCCACUCAUCAUGAGGCAAAUGCAACAAGUUCUUAUCCACCCGAGGCAAAUGCUACACGAAGAGGUGGACGUGGAAAUUACAAUGGGUGUGGAAAUUAUCGCGGACGAAGCCGAGGACGUGGUAGAAAUAAUUUUCAAAGAAAAUGUAAUUUUAAAAAUUCUGAAAAACAGAAGGGACAGUCAUCUAGAAGCCACAAACAAACUCUUUCAAAAGGAAAAAACAUAUGUUAUAGAUGUGGCAUGAUAGGGCAUUGGGGACAUACUUGUUGUACGGCCAAACAUUUGGUAGACCUUUACCAGGCUUCUGUAAAAGGCAAAGAGAAAAAUGCAAAAGCAAAUUAUGUUAAUGAAGAAAAUGCUCCAUGUCCUACCCUUGAUGUGUUUGAUUUUUUCAUGGACAAUGCUGAAAUUGGAAAUGAUUUCAUCUUUGGAGAAAAUAACAAUGCUUAG